This is a messenger RNA of Protopterus annectens (West African lungfish), 927 nucleotides long. RefSeq lists its product as uncharacterized. The coding region runs from base 139 to 912 and encodes 257 amino acids. Lineage: Eukaryota; Metazoa; Chordata; Ceratodontiformes; Protopteridae. The transcript has 3 exons. The record is from RefSeq and is a predicted model, not a curated record.
GCGUCUUAUUUUAGAGAUUUACACGAGCUUCGUUUUUCCUUGUGUUUGCCAGUCAUAAAAGACGUUUUGCUAACUUUUGCUUCGUGUCAGCGAAAGUUUUACGAGGGACAGCACUGAGAAAGUAAUCCUUUCUUAAGAAUGAAGACUCCGGAAGUCUGUGCACAGUCUCCCAAGAGACUGCAAACUGGUUUUAAGUCCAUUAUGGAGAGUCAGCUGCUAUCCACUGAAGCACUGCGCCCCCUAGCUUUGAAGAAUGUUCUGCUGUCUAAAGGUGUGAUGGAGCAGCAGGGGAAUUCAAAAGUAGCCAUCCAGAGGCCAGACCGUCUGAGCUUCAUCCUGGAAUCUUGUCAAGUAAAACCUAAAGUCUUAGUGUGUGCUGAGUCUUCAGGAAUAACUUCACUUUCUAGCAGCAAACUAACAGAAGCUUUAUGUCCUAUUCCAAGCGUAUGGUCUGAAAAUAAACUGCUGUCAUCUGCUACUUCAUCAUCUUUGCUGCAGUCGGCAUGUUCUAUAGCUCCACCAUCUUUCUUGCAUUCUACAAUGCAUUUGGAUGUUGGGAAAGGUUUAGCAGUCGGUUCCUGUGCCAGAACUGAAGCCCUGACCUCAGUUGCCAAAGGCAAGACCAAAGUUGUGUCUUCUAAGGAAUGUGGAACAUCUGCCUCAAAACCCAGUUUGACAUGCCACGAUAUGAUCACAGAUGUAGCAAAACAACAGCGAGAUGAAAAGGAUGUCAAGCAACCAGUGGAAGAUGAUGUAUUGGCAUCAAUGCCAUUGUACAAUUUCUCAAGCACUGGUGAAACUGAAACACUUCCAAAGCUUUCAACAAAGAAGGGGUUAUUGAGAUUUAAAGACUGUUCUCCAAAUGUCGAGUAUACUUGCCAAGAAACUAAGGUAAGAACUGCACUUACCUGAUGAAAAUGCCGUAGG